Molecule: messenger RNA, 8723 nt
Organism: Anthonomus grandis grandis
Lineage: Eukaryota; Metazoa; Arthropoda; Insecta; Coleoptera; Curculionidae
Product: transcriptional regulator ATRX-like
Exons: 24
Coding region: 16-4197 (1393 amino acids)
Biological process (GO): actin filament bundle assembly
Cellular component (GO): actin cytoskeleton; plasma membrane
Molecular function (GO): actin filament binding
Source: RefSeq, a predicted model, not a curated record
CAGUAUUUAGCGGCAAUGUCGACUCACGACUACGAUUGGCUUUGUUUUUGUCAUUUUUGUAAGAUGACCGACACAGUGAAAAAAUCGAGAAUAGUAAGUGAGGAGGAGAAGGAUCUCGAGGAAUCCCUACUCGAGGAGUUUAACCUCAGACUAAAAAACUGCAUGAGCCAAGACGACCUUCAAAAAGAAGCGGAACCACCCGAGCCAGACGCCAUCUACCAAAAUAUAACGUCACCAACAAAAACCUCACCGAAAAGACACAUCGUCGACACCGACAACUUCAUCCUUAACGAAAUAAAAGCGGAAAACCACUACGAUGUGCCAAAACCAAUAAACGGUACGAACCAAAACGGACACCACGAUGAAGUAGAAGAAGAAGAAGAAGAGGAAAUUUACGAAUGUAUUCCAGAAAAGACUGAUUACUCGGACCAAAAUUACACGCGAAUGAUAGAUAAUCAUAGUAAAGAAGAAGUAGAUUUAAGUGCGAUAACAACCGUGGAGGAGUAUAUUAACAUGUCAGUACAAGAGACCUCCAAUAUUUAUGAGACUGUUGAAAUUACUACUACAAAGAAACUGAGUCCCACCCUAAACCUACCCACCACCCUUUUCACCGACUGCUCAGAAGAAAAAUCACCUGACAAGGACCAGAAAUGCUCCGCGAAAGACCGAAUGCUUCUGAGCUGCGACGAGACCUCGACGCUCUUGUUUACUCAAACGGUCACUUCGCCCAUGCUCACUCCCAGUGAGGAAAACAUCGAUUUCCUCAAAGGGUUCCAGAGGGAGAACACCAUAUCUGAGAGCACCGCGUCCAAUGCGAGUCCUCCCAAGGAGGAACCCACUGAGACCAGUCCGGAGGUCUCAGAACCCUUAUUAGAGGAGGAGAAGAACACCUCUUCGGAGAACUUUUAUGAAAACGUGCAAUUCUUCAAAAACACCACGCCUCCCAAUCAGUAUGAAAACGUGGUGAUUGUCAAUAGGGAUGUUGAAAUUGUUGAGGAGGAUCAUUGCGACAGUAGUAAUGAGGAUGUUUAUCAAAAUAUUGAGGAGGUUUUGGGUGAGGAGGUACUACGUAAAGAUGAUACUGACGAGGGAAGUUUAGAAGAGUUCAUACAGCACGAGCGAGCUGUCUCUGAAAGCUUUAUAGUCCGAAAGGAGUCACCUAAAGUUGAUGAUGAUGAGGUUGAUCGUAUUAGUAUACAAGAAGAACCCAUAGUUGAGCAAAUAAACGAGGAAUCAUGUCUAAUGGAAACUCAAACUUCUGCAGCAUUAGAAGAUGAUCCUAUUACAACAAAUGGACAUAAAACUGUCACAGAAUCCUCUAGCAAAGAGAAACUAACCACAGAAUGCUACAAAGAACUGAUCUACCAUCAUAAGUCGGAGACAACCUCGAACUAUUACGAGAAAUACACCGAGGGGUUGUCCAAGAGCUCCAAAAGUGACUCGGGAAUAAACAGGGAAAAAGAUACGGAAACCGUUCCGGCAGAGAUCGUGAAAAAUUUAAAAAGUCAAUUUUUGACUAAAGCGGCCGUGGAAGUGGUGGGGGUGGUGCACAAGGAGGGCGGUAAAAAGGAGGCGGAGACGAAGAGCGGGGCGAACAUGAUCGAUCAGAUCAAGACGAGGUUCGAGAGUUCGACCGACGGAGGAAAAACUGCUGAUGAAAGUACAGAAUACUCAGAAACAAUCGUAGAAACCAACGCGCCCGGCGAGAAAUGCAUCAAAAAGAAAAAAGUGAAAAAAACAAGGAAGGAAGAAAAAGAGAACAUUUCUGUUACCCAAAAUGGGGGCAGCCUGGAUGGGGAAAAGUUUUACAACGUUAAUGUGAAAAACUUGUGUAGAUCCUUUGGCGAUUUAACAAAAUUAGAGAGGUAUAGAAAUAACAGAAAGAAUAGUGACAGAAUGCGUACUAAAUCACUGACCGACAUGGUAACCCAUCCUAACCAAAAAAAUAUUAUCGAUAACGUUUUUACUGGAGUGUCGGUGCGUACUUUGAAAGAAAAGUUUAACACAGAUGGAGGGACUAACUUAAUUAACUGUCGGUUCAAAGAUCCAAAAGUGAAAUCGAGUUUCUCCAAGUUCGACGCCCUUCAGAAGAAGAACGUCCUCCACGUCCGCUCCUCCGACUCCACCAAAGCUCAAGAGAAAUUCAAUGGCUCCCAAAUCGAAAUGUCUACCAACUGUAAAGUCUGCGGCAAGCAAGUCUUCCAAAUGGAACAAAUCAAAGCGGAAAGAUCGGUCUACCAUAAAAACUGCUUCAGGUGCUCCGAGUGUAGCAAACAGCUGACGGUGGACACGUACGAAAGCAACGAUGGCUCCCUGUACUGCAAACCCCACUUUAAAGCUCUGUUUGCUCCCAAGGCAGUAGAAGAAGAACCCUCUCAAAAACCUCGAAGACCCGAACUAAUAAUACGUGAAAGUCAACCGGUAGAAUUACCUCCUGACGUAGUUAGAGCAAGUGAUAAACCUGAUUUGGGUCUGGAAGAGCUGCAAACACUCAACGUCAAGGAGCGAUUCCAAGUGUUCGAGCAGUUUCAGAGCCAUCAGAGUGAAACUAGCGAGCUGGAGAGAGCGCAAAAUGUCAAGAGGUCUCCCAGUAUUUUGUCCAAGUUGGCCAAGUUCCAAAAACAUGGCAUGGACAUCGGUGUAUCCAACGAAGCUUUGGACGGCAUCCCAAUCGAAGAGUCCGAAUCAGAAGAGGAGGAAGAGGAAGAGAUUCCCGAGGGCGAGGAUCCUGAUUUAGUGAGAGCCAAAAGGGUUCAAAAAGAGAAACCCUUCCAUUUCACCGGCAUGUCCGACGUGAAAAAGCGAUGGGAGCAAGGAGACCACGCCAGGGAAGAAAGGAGAGAAGAGACUAAACAAGAAAUUCAGAAUAUUAGGACCAAAUUGUUUAUGGGUAAGCAAGAAAAGAUGAAGGAAGCUUACCAGCAAGCGGUAAUGGAAAGCGAAUCCAGCACCAACGUGAGGAAGAACAUAACCGACAAAAUUGAGGCCUGUGAUACCAAAUCCCUUAAAGAACGUUUUGAGAAGGGUGAAGUUGUCAAUGAAAAAACCGGAAAAGAACGAAACGAGGAAGAGGAAGUCUUCGAAAGCGAAAUCAGCAAGAAAUCUAGAUCGUUGUUCCUGGAAUUGGACGCUAGCGCCUCCAAGCCUCCCCAACUCUCCCCGGUGACUCCCCCAAAACUGGAAGUGAAAAAAGCCAGAGAGGCCUACAUAGAAAAAACCUCGAAAGAAGAUACGGUAAAAUCCACGCAAUUGGUCGAAGAGGUGGAGGUUAAAACCGCCGAUAUUCAGGAGCGAUUUAAAUUCUUCGAAACCUAUAAGGAGCCGGAGAAGCAAAAGAAACAAUUCAGAAUAACCCCGCCCAGGGAUCCUUCUCAAGUUAAGACUGAAACGCCCGAACGUGAAAUUUAUCGGGAUCCGGACGUGAUUAGGUCCGAGGAGUACGUGGACGAUUCGAAAAUCGCCAAGGAGACCCAUACGGCAUCGAAAAUGCUGAAUAAGUUCAGGCAAAUGGAGGAAAACGGUACCAGGGAGCCAGAAAUUCAAGGUCCCAAACCACUAAAAUGCUUCACCCCACCACCAGAACCCGCACGACCUGAAUCGAAAAGUGAGGAGGAAGAAUCUUCCGAAUACGAAGAAGAAGAGGAGGAGGAGGAAGAGGUCGACACCACCGGAAAAUUGCCCGAGGAUAUCAUUGAGGCUCAAAAAGCGGCCAGAGCAAAACAAUUACGUGCGAAAUUCGAGAGGUGGGAGGCGAACGAGAUCAAAAAGGAACAACAGAACGUGAAUAUCGUCGAGGAGUUUGGCGAGGAACAGUCUCAAAUCGAAUCUACCAGAGUAUUGAGAGCCAGAUUCGAGCAAAUGAGGGAAGUGAGCACCGAAUCGUCAAAGUCGCCGCGAGUGAAGCCAAAUCGUUUUGUGGAAAUUUCGACAACAAUAACGGAAACCUGCCAGAGUUGCCACGAGAAAGUUUACCCAUUGGAAAAGAUCUCUAUUCACGGCAAUAUUUACCAUAAGGGUUGCUUUAAGUGUAUGGAAUGUUCCUGUGUACUGAGAAUGGACUCUUACUCGUACAACCAAGGGCUGCUGUACUGCACCCCCCACUUUAAAAGGCUCUUCAUCUCGAAGGGAAACUACGACUCCGCCUUCGGAUUGGAUCAGCAUAAAGAAAAAUGGCAGAACGGCACCACAGUGGCGUAGAGAAAUUUUAUUUUACGAAAGAAAUUACUGUAAAUGUGAUAUGUAAGCCCCCGGACAAUUGCCUUUCGAGUUUUAAAUAAAUAAUUCGUUGUAGACAUUUUUAUUCGUGCAAAACGAUUAUAAAGUUGCAUCGUUUGGAAUAUUGUUGGGGUUAGGGAUCAAUAAAAUAAAAGUUUAAGCCUAUUUAAAUUUGUCGACGUUUCGCAAAAAUAUAUUUGCAUCUUCAGGGCGAAUUCAAUAUGUUGGACUUAACUCAAGAAAACUAAUUAAAAUGAACAUUUGGGUCAUUCUCAUUUAAAGUCGUCAAACCAAUAGUGAAAAUCGUUCAUUACAAAAUAUUUAAUAUUAUGCAAAAAAACAAACAAAUCAUUUUCUAAUCAUGUUUUAUAACACAAUUUGGCAAAAGCAGUGCAAAUUUUUUUUUAUUUUACCCAUUUUUGAGUGAUUCUGCUUACUGAAAUUUGUCAGGUUCGUCACUAUUUCUUAAAAGUCAGAAAAUUAGCCUUAGACCCAGGUUAAGAAUUCUUUUUAAAACAUUAAUUAUUGCAAGAAGCCGAUGGGUAAUUUAUUUUUUUUUAGUUUCUAUUUUUAAAAAGCAAUACCAUAUUUUAUGUGUUUUUCUAAAUAGUGACGAACCUGACACUGAUGUAACAAACCUGACAAUGAUGCUAAAAAUUGAUAGAAAACAAACACAUUUAAAUAAUAUUUGUUUUUUUUUAUUAAAUGGCUCCAAUUACAAAAACGUUUAACCAAAAAUGUAAAUUCUAAAUUUAACCAAACAUAACAAAAUAAACUCUAAAUUUUAAGUAACUCAUAACAAAUAAUAAAAUAUUUAGGUGAAAUUAGUUGAUGCCUUCCCCAUUUUCAAGCCAAAACGGCGUUUUAAACUGUAAAAUUCGUUUAGUUGCAUUAGUAGGUGCUUCAAUAGAACCCACUAUAUCUUCAAAUUUAUACCAGAUCUUGUCUUCCUUGAUUGGCCAAAUGUAUUUAUUGACUCCUACAGAAUGCAGAACUUUAACUUCACAGGAUUUAUCGUUAUUUGUAUCAGUAACAACGCCCGGAUAUAUCACAUUGUUAUAUUUAACAAGCAGCCAUUGAUCAAUUUUUACAUUUUCAAAGGUCACAGGUAAAAAUUGUUGUUGUUGAAGCUGUUGUUGAGGAGUGGUAUCUUCUGGGUUAUCGUCUGAAUCUACAGUUUCACAGUCUUGAUAAUACAUCCGUUGCAAUGAAUGACAAUCACAUGUUGUAGGCAAUUUCUUGCAAAAACACGAUAAUUCGCGUCCAUAUAAAUCGGACUCAGAAUCUUUCAAAAUAAUUUGACCUACUUUCAUAAUGCCUUUAGUCAUUUUGUAACGAUUAUUUAUUUCUUUUUGGGAAUCAAAGUUAAUGACAUCUUCUAAAUCGAUCCAAUAAAGUUUCACAUUUACUUUUCCUUGAAGAAUCCUAAAUAACGCUUCUGCAUCUGGAAUGUCAUUCCCUUUACAGACAAGUCCAUCAGCUACUCUUUUGACUGCAGCCCCAACACCAUCCGGAGCACCCUUACCAUGCGAAGCCUCUGAAAAGUUCCAUGAAGCAUUUGAAAAUCCAUAAUCUCUAAAAUAUGUAUUCAAAUAAAAAAAAUUGUCCUUGUGGCGGUAUUGUGAUGUUGGGCCAUCACUAAAGAAGUUAACAGUUUGCACACCAUUUUGUUUUAGUUCUUCUAAAACAGGACGUAAGUGGGCCCAAAUAGCAGGAGGGUUAUGCCGAGUACAGGAAGAAAUGGUACAUAUACUUUCAGGAGGUUUAUUGUCAUAGUAAACUACAACGGUAUGGAGACUGGCCUGGUUGUGUGAGGAACCGAAAUGCAUUGCCUGUAUUUCUGAACUCAUUUUGCAUGAGUAAUUUUCAGAAAAAUCUAUAUGUACAGCAGCCUCUUCAUAAGUUAGUUCAGAAAUACAUUUUUGCCUUUGACUGGCUUGAUGAUUUUUUUUAAAGACAUGCCAACAGAACAUUGUUUUUAGUUCUGCAUUAAAAUUUGUGCAUAGGUUCUUUAGCAUUCCAGAUUCACGGAUAAGCUUUGUUUUAUUAACAAAAAAUGUUUUGCCUGAUUUGCUUCUUUCCUCUUUUUCAAGUUUCCAAAAGUUCCAAUUAACUAAUUUAUUUGGAUCUUUAAUAUCCGCGAGGAUUAUAGCGGCCUGAUCUUGGCAUUUUGGGCAGAUAUUUUUCAUGCAAUCUUUUGAUUUUACAUCACACGUAACCAGCUUACAUACGUUUUCGAUGUUGCGUUCUGUGCAUAUUUUUUCUUUUACUAAAGUAUCCAGUUUAUGCUGUAUAUUGGAAUGUUUUUUGCACAAGCAAGAAUUUCUAUCGGAAAGUUUUGGUUUCACAACCCAACAAGGUUUAUGCCUGCAAAAUGUCGCAAAACUAAUUUUACUACAAGCAAACUCUUUGCAAAACUUUUCAUAAAGAUUUUUAAGGGUUUCCUUUAGCAAUCUUUUCUGAUAUUUGAUCUUGCCUCGUGUUACUGUUUGUUUUUUUUCCCGGUGUUAACGUAGUUAUGUCAUCUCUGUUAAAAAAGUCUCGUAUUUUUUUAUGAAGUGGAUGUAAAGUAAGUCGACAUCUUCCUUUCCCUUUUGACAUUGUAGUUGAAGAAUGACAUUGGAGUACCUUUUUAGUUCUUGUUAAAAAUUUAUAUUUUUUGACAAUGGUUCCACUAGUGGCUCUAGAAAUAAUUUGCUUUUCUUUUUCGUUGUUUGUUUUUGAGUAAUUGUCUUUUAUUUGUGCAACUAGUGCAUUAUGAAAAACUAGAGUUUUUUUUACAGUUUUAGGAACAUUAUAUCCUUUGGUAUCUUGGAUGGCUUUACUGUAAGGACUAGCUGUUUCACUUUUCUGACUCCCUGCCACAACAUUCUUUUUCUGGUAUCGCUGGCAACGUUUCUUAUACUUCCGUAAAGACUGCUUUGUUUUUUCCAAGUCCUUUUCCAAACGCUUGAUUUUCCUGUAUGCAGCAGUUCUGUCCUUGCGAAGUCUCUUUCUUCCAGAAGACCUGUUAGCCUCUAAGUAAGAUUGAUUUCUUGGAGGUUCAUUUACUAUUCCAACAUCUUCCAUAGGAAUAUGAUCGGGCAGGGGUAUCGGACUUCCCGGUGGAGUAUUUUGCUGAAGAAAUUGGUCCUGUUCACGUUCAUGUUUUUUUAUCUGCCGACUUUUCUGUUGGUACAAUCUCCAUUUUUUUCUUUGGUAACGCUGCUCCCUAUCGGAAAGUUCUUCUAUAGACUUUUUGGACUUCUUUGCCCUCUUUCGGCUUUUUUCCAAAUAUUCUUGUCUUUUUUCGGGGUUUUCUUUCAGUUUUUCUCUAUAACGCCUUGCACGUUCAGCCGGUGUUAACGGCAUUGCUGAAAAUAAUGUCUACUUUACUACUUUUAACGUCAGGUUCGUCACGAACUUGUCAGCUGCGUUACGAAAGAAUAGUAACGCAGCUGACCGUGACGAACCUGACAUUUUAUUAAAAAUAAGACUAUUUGACUAUGACCGGCGACCGGUAUUUUAUUGUAAACAUAACCUAACUUUUAGUUUGCUUUGGUUAACAAAACACAAUAAUUAGUUUUAAGAAAAUAUAAAGAAAUUUAAAGUUAUUUGCGUGACGUAACUGACAAGCAAUAAACAUACUCACCUUAAAGUCACAAGAAAACACUUUUUUAAACACAGUAUUUAACUAAAAAAACACUUUCUUUACACUGCGUAGCGACACUAUGGUUUCAUUUAGCAAGCAGGUGGUUAACUGGAAAUAGUAAAUUGGUCCAUAUAAGAAUUUUACGCUUUCUUAAUAGUAGUGACGAACCUGACAUAUUUUUUAGAGACAAUACUUUGAAAGAAUUUAAUAAAUACGAAAAGCAAAGACGUGUUUCCUAUAGGCGAAAAGUUAAAAAUUAAAUCAAUAUUUUUUAGUUAUCUAAGAAAAGCCUAAGUAAAAAACAAUUCCUUAACGAAAAAUCAUGAUAGUAUGAAAGCAACUAAGAAAGAGACCGUGACGAACCUUGACAUUUUGUGACUUUAAAAUGAAAUAAAAUUACAUUGAUAAAAUCAAGAUAUAUUAUUUCCUAAACAUGUGAUUAAUCCGUGUUUAGUUUUUAUUUUAAAACAUCUAACCGACACUAACAAACAAAACCUGAAGAAAAAAGUCUUGAAGACAUCAAAUAUCAAAGUUAAAUGAGAAUGACCCAUUUAUACUGAAAGCUUUUUCUAGGUACGUGACAUUAGACAAUACAUGAAUAUAUACAAUACUCUGAAAACAAAAGUGAAGAAAUAGUCCAAUAGCAAAUACUUGCAAUGGAGUCCGCCCACGCCGGAAUUCGCCCUGAAGAUGCAAAUAUAUUUUUGCGAAACGUCGGCAAAUUUAAAUGGGCUUGGACUUUUAUUUAUUGAUCCCUAAACCCAACAAUAUUUCAAACGAUACCGAUUUGGAUCAUUUAAUUAAAAAAAAAGUUGCAUAUUUUAGUAUUUUUUUAAGGAAUAAAGCCAAGUGUUUUGUGACGCGGUAAUUGAGGUUA